This is a messenger RNA of Euleptes europaea (tarantolino), 1777 nucleotides long. It is a transcript of the gene RNF44, whose product is annotated as ring finger protein 44. The coding region runs from base 151 to 1488 and encodes 445 amino acids. Lineage: Eukaryota; Metazoa; Chordata; Lepidosauria; Squamata; Sphaerodactylidae. The record is from RefSeq and is a predicted model, not a curated record. The transcript has 11 exons.
UCCGAGGGGGACUGAGCCCGGGGGGCUCCGGGUGCCCGGCUCUGCCAGGUGGUCGAGUCUGGAGACGGCUGUCAGAUCCCAAAGAACUGGAGUGCUGUCGAGUUUGGAGCCUGAGGUCCAGCAUCUCCCUUUAUCUUGACAACAUCCCCAAUGCGACCAUGGGAUCUGGCAGUGAAUAGGCGCCCUCCUUCUGUCCCCUUUGACCAGCGACGUUUCUCAGGGGGAACUUGUGGCAGCCCAGCACACUUCAGGAGAAGCCCUCCUUCCCGGCACCACUGGGGCCGACGUGAGCGACCUCUGCAAACCCUGCUAGCCCAGGAUGAGAACUACUUGCACCCGGCUUUUUUCCAGCAGCAGCAGCUACAGCCACACGUUCCCGUAGAUGAGCACCCGGCGUACGUUCUGGCCAAUACGCCACCACGAAUGCUUCACCCGGCUGCGCACCCACCCCACCAGCAUCCAUUCAUGGUGGAUCUCCACGAGCAGGUGCACCAGGGAGCCGUCCCUCUGUCCUACACGGUGACCACAGUGACAACACAAGGCUUCCCCAUUCACACUGGCCAGCACAUCCCAGGUUGUAGUGCGCAGCAGCUCCCAGCAUGCUCUGUGAUGUUCAGUGGACAGCACUACCCGCUCUGCUGCCUCCCACCCCCCCUGAUCCAGGCCUGUGCCAUGCAGCAGCUCCCGGUCUCCUACCAAACGUUCCCGCCACUUAUCUCCAGCGAUCAUUACAUUUUACACCCUCCACCGCCUGUGCCACCACACCAGCCUCCGCACAUGGCUUCCCUCAGCCAGUUUGUCCCGCUCCAGCCCCAGCAUCCUCGCAUGCCCCUGCAAAGGAUAGAAAAUGAGGUGGAGCUUCGGGGUGAACAGCACUCCAUCGGAGGCUUUUCGUAUUCUCCUUCCCACCAUACUCCUGCACUGUCUCCCUCUGUGCCGCUGCAUUACCUUCCACACACCCAUGAUCCUCUGCAUCAGGAACUGCCCUUUGGCGUGCCAUAUCCACACAUGAUGCCCAGGCGACUGAACACCCAGCGAUACAGAUUGCAGCAGCCACUGCCACCACCGCCGCCACCCCCACCCCCAUACUAUCCGAGCUUCCUGCCAUAUUUCCUUUCAAUGCUUCCUGUGUCACCAACAGCCGUGGGGCCGACAAUAAGUCUGGACUUGGAUGUGGAUGAUGUGGAGAUGGAAAACUAUGAGGCAUUACUGAACCUAGCUGAAAGACUAGGGGAGGCCAAGCCACGGGGACUCACCAAAGCAGACAUUGAGCACCUUCCGUCCUACCGCUUCAAUCCAGAGAGCCAUCAGUCGGAGCAGACCUUGUGUGUCGUGUGCUUCAGUGACUUUGAAGUAAGGCAGCUUCUGCGAGUUCUGCCCUGCAACCACGAGUUCCACGCUAAGUGCAUCGACAAAUGGUUAAAGGCAAACCGCACAUGCCCAAUCUGCCGGGCGGACGCCUCGGAGGUGCACCGGGAAGCCGAGUGAGGCCAGUCGACACACUGCUGCACAAAUUCACUCCAGGAUAUGGACCUUGGACCCAGGGGCUUGGGCCAGCCUGUACGCUUAGCCUCUAGGGCCUCUCCUGGGAUGUGGUGAGAAUAUAAGCAAUGUAUGACACCCCCUCCCCCUCACCCCGUGGCAUGGACCGGGUCUGGUGGCAGCGCCGGCUCUGCAGUGUCACGCUUUGUAGGGGGAGGCCUCCCCAUGUGCUUUGCACUCCAAAGACUCUCCAUCCUUGCGCCAUUACGCUCCAGGUGUUUGCAUUCCUUUUUCU